CAGUAAGUCUUAGCCUUGGCUGCCUGCUCCUGCUGUCUCUCCGCCUGGACGCAGGCCAAGCCAAGGAGUUGAAGUUUGUGAUAUUGGGACAUUCAGUUCCAUGCAUCCAGUUGCUUUGUGGAGAGAAGCUAGGAGUGAAAACAGAGAGGGGCUGUCACACCAAAGUUCAGACAAAGAAAGCACUGUGACCACCCAACUGGAUCAGAAUACAGUAGAAUGGGAAAGCAGAGGUGUUUCGGCACGGAGACCGAAGUCCCAUCGAUACCUUUCCUAAUGACCCCAUUAAGGAAUCCUCAUGGCCACAAGGAUUUGGCCAACUCACCCAGCGGGGCAUGGAACAGCAUUAUGAACUUGGAAGUUAUAUCAGAAGAAGAUACGGAAGAUUCUUGAAUGAUUCCUAUAAACAUGAUCAGGUUUAUAUUCGGAGCACAGAUGUCGACCGGACUUUGAUGAGUGCUAUGACAAACCUUGCAGCCCUGUUUCCCCCAGAAGGGAUCAGCAUCUGGAAUCCCAGCCUGCCCUGGCAGCCCAUCCCAGUGCACACAGUGUCACUCUCUGAAGAUCGGUUGCUCUACCUGCCUUUCAGGGACUGCCCUCGUUUUCAAGAACUCAAGAGCGAGACUUUGCAAUCUGAGGAAUUCCAGAAGAGGCUUCAUCCAUAUAAAAGCUUCAUAGAAACCUUGCCAUCACUGUCAGGAUUCCCUGGCCAGGAUCUUUUUGGGAUUUGGAGUAAGGUUUACGACCCUUUAUACUGUGAGGGUGUUCACAAUUUCACCUUGCCCUCCUGGGCCACCAAGGAUGUCAUGACUAAGUUGAGAGAGUUAUCAGAAUUAUCUCUGCUAUCUCUUUAUGGAAUUCACAAGCAGAAAGAGAAAUCUAGACUCCAGGGGGGUGUGCUGGUCAAAGAAAUCCUCAAGAACAUGAAGACUGCCACUCAGCCACACAAGUACAGAAAAUUUGUCAUGUAUUCUGCACACGACACUACUGUGAGUGGCCUGCAGAUGGCGCUAGAUGUUUAUAAUGGACUUCUACCACCCUAUGCUUCUUGCCACAUAAUGGAAUUGUACCAAGAAGAGGGGGAACACUUUGUGGAGAUGUACUAUCGGAAUGAGACCCAGCACGAGCCCUACCCACUCACGCUGCCGGGCUGCACCCACAGCUGCCCUCUGGAGAAGUUUGCAGAGCUACUGGACCCCGUGAUCCCCGAGGACUGGUCCACGGAGUGUAUGGGAACAAGCAAUCACCAAGUCCUGAGGGUCAUCCUUGCCAUUACCUUUUGCCUGGUAUCUGGCAUCCUAGUGAUACUGCUGUUUACCCUCAUCCGCCACGGGCCCUGCUGGCAGAGAGACGUGUAUCGGAACAUCUGAACAGACGGCUGACCUCCAGUGACAAGACCUCUCGGUGAGGCAGCACCUUCCGGACAGCCUUCUGCCCUGUGGGCACUGUCCUGCACACAUCCUCCCUUCAGAACCUGCCUAGAGUUGGUGUGAGCUCACUGCCACACAGAGGAGAGGGCAGGGCUGGCAGGUUAGAUAGGUCUUCUGGGCACCGAGCUGGGGUAUGAGCUGCUCAUAGGGCUUCCUCAGGACUCCUCUGCAAGAGCUCUUCUGCUCCGCCCUGCUCUCUCACACAGGUCCUGAGAGAAACAAGAAGCCAAAUUCCAAUCUGCCUUAUGCCUACAAGAGGAAAGGAAGAGAAAGUGGGACCAGACAUAGGUUAGACCACACUAGGUAGUCCAGAAUGUUAGACUGGAAGUAGAGGGCCCACCGAAAAAUGACCUUAGUUGUUUAGUAAACUUAACUCUCUCUCUCUCUCUCUCUCUCUCUCUCUCUCUCUCUCUCUCUCUCCCUCUUCCUCUUCCUCUCUCUCCCCCCUCUCUCUCCCUCUCUCUCUCCCUCUCUCGCCUCUCUCUGAAGAGCAAUUCAAACCCAGUGCUUGAUGACUGACAGACUUCUACCUGUACAUCUAACAUACACAUACAUACAUCCACAUUUAAAAUGUCUUCAGGUGAGGCGUUUGAUUCUCAGAAACUGUAAUAUCAUUCACUUUAAGCAUAGUUCGGGUCAUUUUCUCUCAAUUUCCAUUUAGAGAAAUAACUGAAAAACCCAUGAGACAAGUUCAUUUUUCCCGACUCUUACCACCUGAUUUUUUUAUACAGUUUAUAUUACUUUCGCUUUAAAAUUAUGAUCUCUUAGACUUAUAAGGGUUGUUCAUGGCCGGUAUGAAGUGAUGAUUUUUUUUUUUACUUUAUUUAAUUUUUGGUGUAGUGAUGACUGCAAACCCCUGGGCCUCAUGUACACUAGGAGAAUGCUCUACCAAUGAACUAUGCCCUCAGGCCUCUCCGACUUUUGUAAGUGCCAACACAGAAAGAAAAGUAUAUGGGGUGGGGGUGGGGUGACAGCCUACUGGCCUUUGGCCUUAAAUUUUAAUUUCCUAAUCUAAAAUGGAAGAACUGAGACAAGAGGAAUGCAGAAGUCACAUCUAGAUUUCAUUUUCUGUGAACAAUUUUACUCCACUUUCACUACAUGUAAGUCAUGGUCCAAUCAAGCACCUCCAUGCCUGGCACCAUCCAGGAAGUCAUUAGGGAAAAGACUAAAAUUUACUUUAUAUAAUUAUAUUCUUCUCUGGACACACAAGCAUUCAGUUUGUGAUAAAUUCGAUCUCACUCCUCAGUAGGUUGCUCUACUUUCUUGGGGUUGCCUAAAGAGCUCAACGUAUACCUGAUUUUUUUGGGGGGGAGGUGUUGGAAAAGGGCCUCUGUCCUCACGGUCCAUGCUCAUGAGCCUGUUUGAAGAUAGGUAGAGACAUUCUGGCUAUGGCUCCCAAGACCAUACUCAGAAUUCAUUGUCUAGAUGUCUCUAUGGGAUGCUGGACCUUUGACACCCAACACAGAAUUCAGCUCUUCACUCAGACCCCCACCCAUCCCUCGAGCCCCACGGUGCCCUGUUAAACACCAAGCACUCACAUCUAUAGCCUGUACUUUUAAUAUCACUCUCAGUGAGCCAAAGCCACCGGAAACAAACCUUGAAGAGUGUGCUCUCUCUCUCUCCCUUCUCCCUCCCUCCCUCCCUGAUGUGUGUGCAUGUGUAUUUAUGUGAGUAUGCAUGUGGUUCAUGCACACAUGUAUGUGCUGCUUUGCCACGCAUGCUCAGAGGACACAGGAGGCUGUCACAUGUCUUUUUUCUGUCAUUCUCCUCCUUAUGACUUUAAGACAAGAUUUCUUGCUAAACUUGGAGCUAUUCUGGAGUCCAGCAAGCCCCAGUGGUCCUUCUGGCUUGUCCCCCACAGCGCUGGGCUUAAAGGAACACACACAGGCCACACUCAGCUUUUUACAUAGGUGCUUGGGAUUUGAACUCAGGUCCUCACACUUGUACAGCAAGGGCUCUUACUGACCCAUCUGCCCAAUCCCCAGUACCUACCAUUUCUUUCAUCACUGUACAGAAAGCUGUCAGGCUCAUUAUCACCGUCUCCUUUACCUCCUUCUGUUGGCAAAUACCAUAGCCAUUUUUCAUCCAACACGGCAGAAGAAAGAAUCGCAAGUGGCAAAGGACCUGUAGGAAUAAAGUAAGGAGCACAAAUGAACUGGGGAGUCGCUCAGAAAAUAAGCCGAUAAUGAGAUUUCAACAACAGGGAAUGCGAUCUCCCAAUACUGAUAAUUGCUCGGCAGAUGGCACAGAUGUGACCAUUCUAGUUGCUAUGGUGAUAUUUUUGAAAGACCAUCACUAGCGCUGGGAUCACCUCUGUUCUGGUGUGUGGUCCUUGUCACUUGAGAGGCCUUUGUGUAGAAUUCACAUGAAGCAAUCAUUAUCGUGUUGAUAUCAAUUACAUAAAAAUACUGAUAAGUACUCAGGAAAGUACUGAGAGAGACACAGGUGGGUUAUCCUUAGCUUUAAUUGCAAAGCACAGACAGAGAAUUAAGGAAAUAUAAUUGUGAAAAAAAUACUAGUGCUUAAGAAAUGGCAUACAUUAGACUUCAACUACAUUUAACUGGCAUUCACUCAACAGCUUUUUGUACUAAAUCUGGCAUUUCUUCCCUGAAUCUACUCGUAUUUCCUGUUUUCUCAACUCCCUGCCCUUUUCUGUCUUGUUCUAAUAUUGUUAGCCAGAGUGGCUUUGGGGUAAAUGAAAGUCAAAUUAGAACUGUUUUCUCUUUUUAAACUUUCUACAAAAACUUAUUGAGCAAUAAUUCACAUGUAAAAUGUUGGUGCCUUAGAUCAGGGCUAAGAGAUACAUACAGUCACACAUGUGGUCUUAAAGGUUUCCACAAGCACAACUGUAAACUUUUUUUAAUGAAAUGAAUUCUAAUAUAAAAUUUAUUUAACACACUGCAUGUAAAAUACCAUUUCAACAGGUAAUUGAUAUUCAAAAGAUGCUUGUAGAAUAUUUUAAAGGCGUUUUUCAUAGCAAGUAUCUAAAACCAGAUGUGCUCUACAGUUUAUCUUCCACCACCUCCCAGGUUGGAGUAGCCUUUGAAGACUCAGUAGUGGCUAGUGUCUCCCGGAAGAAAUAGUUCUGACCCAGGCCAUUAGAGGAUAGCCUUUUUAAAGCAGAGAAAACACAUUCUUUAUUUGUAGAAUACACUUUGGGUUAUUGUGACAAAAUAGACAUUAUCUUUAGGGCUGGAACACAGCUCACUGAUGAAGGGCUUGCCUGCCAAAGGCAAGCCCUCAGUUCCAUCUCCUGCACCACAAUAAAGUCAAUAAAACAAAUAUAGCGGACCUUUU
Messenger RNA from Peromyscus leucopus (white-footed mouse), 4724 nucleotides. It is a transcript of the gene Acp3, whose product is annotated as acid phosphatase 3. The record is from RefSeq and is a predicted model, not a curated record. Gene Ontology annotation, biological process: lysosome organization; dephosphorylation. The transcript has 12 exons. Gene Ontology annotation, molecular function: acid phosphatase activity. Gene Ontology annotation, cellular component: plasma membrane; lysosome. Bases 333 to 1367 code for a protein of 344 amino acids. Lineage: Eukaryota; Metazoa; Chordata; Mammalia; Rodentia; Cricetidae.